AUGGUGGCCCUGUAUUUUGUUUUAUUUAGUUUAGUUAGUAGUUUAAAUUCCGGAUUUGCUUACAUUAUAGGUGAGAAGAAGACGUUGGAUUUGCCAAUAGAGUAUCAUGUAAGAGGUGAAACUACAGAUCUGGUCACCGGCAUCCUCACGCCAUUCGAAGCAUGGUACAGUGAGGAAAACAAGAAAUCACGAAAUGAUGUGUACCACGGCUUAGUGAAGACUUAUUACAUUGGAGAAGAUGAAGAUCUUACAACAGUCUAUAAAAUUCAUCCAAUAACGACUGAGAUGGUCACAAAUGAGAUUCAGUGUGAAAAAGAUUACAGUGCAGAUGAUACACCUAAGAUUUUCCCAGCUGGAGACAAUUUUACAUAUUCAGGUGACGUGAUCUACUAUAACAAAGCAGUGCAAGUUUGGAAAUUGCUAGAAAUCGAUGAAAAGAGAAAAGAAGAUACUAUGUACGUGUAUACGAAUGAAGAUGGAGAGGACAUUCCAGUUUGGAGAGAAUUAAAGGUCUAUACCGAGUGGAGCGGUGCCAUAUCCGAUCAUGUUAUAGUGCAUUAUUUCGACUUUAAGAAGCCCAACUAUGAAGACUUGAACGUUACUUUAGUAACAGAGUGUGAAGAUGUUCUUAUAGUGUCUGGACGCCAUGAGCAUUCAUCAUCACAGGUGGAUGAAACUUUUCAUGGUUACAAGAUGCAACACAACAGAAAUUACAAAGGAGAAGAGCAUAGAAUGAGAAAAUCUAUAUUCGAAGAGAACUUAAGACGAGUAAUAGAACACAAUAAAAAGAACCUACCGUACAAGUUGACCAUAAACAAAUUUUCCGACCGCACUGCUGCUGAGCUGGCCUACCUCUCUGCCACCAGACCCUCAGAUCCUCUAGCAUUUGGAUCAGAGCCUUUCCCAUAUUCUGAAGAAGAGGUUAAUCAGAUGGUUCAAGAUUUACCAGAAAAUUAUGACAUGAGAAUUGAUGGAGUCAUAAGCGUUGUUAAAAAUCAAGCUAGCUGUGGCUCGUGUUGGUCGUUCGCUACAGUCGCUGCGAUAGAAGGUGCUUACGCACGUAGAUAUGGCGACCGAUUGCUAAACUUAAGCGAGCAAUCACUUGUGGACUGCGCUUGGGGGUUUACUAAUAUGGGUUGUAAUGGAGGUUUCAUAGAAAGUACAUACAAAUACGUUAUAAAACAUGGAAUCCCAGCAGAAAAUGAAUACGGGACGUAUUUAGCUGAGGAUGGUAUGUGCCGCUUAGAAAACAUGACCGAUGUGUACAGAAUCAAAGGAUUCGGUAGAGUGCCUCCACAAAGUAUUAACGCGAUGAAAGUAGCAUUGUACAAAUAUGGUCCAGUUACUGUCACUAUCAAUGCUGAUCCCAUUUUCGAUUAUGGGAAUGGAAUUUUCUAUAAUGUGAAAUGUAACGACCGUCCUCUAAACCACGCUGUGACAAUAGUAGGUUAUGGUGUAAGAGACGGCGCUACUUAUUGGAUCGUCAAGAACUCGUGGGGAGAAGACUGGGGGCAGGACGGAUAUAUACUCUUCUCUACUUUGAAUAACAAUUGUCAUAUACUCGAUCAAGCUUACUAUCCUAUUGUA
Molecule: messenger RNA, 1587 nt
Organism: Brenthis ino (lesser marbled fritillary)
Lineage: Eukaryota; Metazoa; Arthropoda; Insecta; Lepidoptera; Nymphalidae
Source: the annotation of a GenBank genome assembly